AUGAAGCGAGAGCAGCGUUGUGCCGGGAGGAGGAGGCAGCAGCAGUUUGGGGAUGAGGACAUUUUAUUUUCACGUUUUGUACAAUUCUUUCUUUCUGUUUUGAAACAGGUAUUUUGUGACGCUGAUCAAGUCGUGCAAGCCACAGACGUGCUGGACUGGGAAGACAAGGAUGCUGCAGAGACGCUGGUCGACAAUGUCGUCCAUUCCAGGAUCAUCAAUCCUUUACGCCUGUUUGUUAAGCCAUCUCCAGUACUGAAACACGGCCAGGUGUCCUACUCGGACAGCACAGAAAACUUUUGGGAUUGGUUGUCCAACAUCACGGAGGUUCAGGAAUCUCUCGCACGAACUAAACGCAGACCUAUAGUAAAAACUGGGAAAUUCAAGAAAAUGUUUGGAUGGGGCGACUUCCACUCUAACAUCAAAACUGUUAAGCUGAACCUCCUGAUCACAGGGAAAAUCGUCGAUCACGGCAAUGGGACCUUCAGUGUUUAUUUCCGACAUAACUCCACAGGUCUGGGAAAUGUUUCUGUAAGCCUGGUGCCACCUUCCAAGGUGGUUGAGUUCGAAUCGUCUCCACAGUCAACACUGGAGACCAAGGAAUCCAAGUCCUUCAACUGCCGAAUCGAGUACGAAAAAACAGACCGCGCUAAAAAAACUGCCUUGUGCAAUUUCGACCCUUCAAAGAUCUGCUAUCAAGAGCAGACUCAAAGCCAUGUCUCCUGGUUGUGUUCCAAACCAUUUAAAGUUAUCUGCAUUUACAUCGCUUUUUACAGCGUAGAUUACAAACUGGUGCAAAAGGUCUGUCCUGAUUAUAAUUACCAUAGUGAGACUCCCUACUUGUCCUCUGGCUGAUACCAUCGUGGGUAACUGUAGAGAUGCAGCAUCAGUCGUCAAAAUAAGCAUUUCCAUUAACCUUUUGGAGAAGAAUAUGUUUUCCUAUCAGGUUAAGAAGUCUUUAAAAACUGUAGCUGUGUUUGUGCUGUAUCGUAAAUAAUCAAACUAUUUAUGUAACAAUCAUUUUCAUUUGAGACCACUGCAUUUUAGCUCUCAUCAUUAAUAAGGGAACUACCAGGCAGACACACGACAAAAAUCAAACAAAAUUAUAUCUGUAAUGAACAUCAAAGCUUGAAAAUCAGUUUUUUUAAACUAAACUCGAUGGCAGAGAGGUCGUCUUUUACUUGAAUUGGACAGCACUUAGCAGGAUCCUAUUUCUCAUUGGGAACUUUAGAAGAUGACAAUAUAAAGAACAAAAGAUGAAGCAGACUCCCAGCUGUUUAUACACAAAAUCCAAAUAAACAGCUCUCCCAUCAAUUUCAUAAAGGAUGUUACACACGCAGGGCUCAAGGAAUCAAGUCCAAAUACUGAGAGAAAGUGCUAUUUCUAGGACAAAAAAAAAAAAAAAGGAAAGGAAUCUGCAUUUCUAUGAGUUGUAGUAGUUGUACGUAUUCAUUGAAGUGAAGAGUGAGUGGUUCUUCCUUCAGACUUCUUACCCAUAGAUAUGCAAUGAUGUAAUUAGACAUGGAUGAGCUUUAGUUUACUAGACCCCCCCCAGCUGUGCAGGUUUGGUGUACAUUUCUUCCUUCCAUGGUCACCAUUGGUUUUGAUCCUUCUCAAAUGUUUUCAUACACACCACUACUAGUUUUACAGCGAUAGAGAACAUCCAUACCUUGGAAAAAGAUAAUCUCUGUUUAAGUCUGAGAACAACAGGGGCAGGCUUCCACUUAAGGGAAGCAAUUAUCUUGCUCUCUAGCCCUCUUAGCACUGCACUGUAGCAAGGAAAACACAUCCCAGCAUUAGGACGAUACCUGAACAACACAAGCUUUCUGCUUAACGGCACCCGGUUGUCUUCCUUAGCAUUGCAUUGCAUACCUUAUGUCAAAAUGGUAAGCAAUGACAAAUAAAGGGGACAACAACAA
Molecule: messenger RNA, 1916 nt
Organism: Pygoscelis adeliae (Adelie penguin)
Lineage: Eukaryota; Metazoa; Chordata; Aves; Sphenisciformes; Spheniscidae
Gene: NXPH2
Product: neurexophilin 2
Exons: 2
Coding region: 1-852 (283 amino acids)
Molecular function (GO): signaling receptor binding
Source: RefSeq, a predicted model, not a curated record